Protopterus annectens (West African lungfish) is the source of this 3428-nucleotide messenger RNA. It is a transcript of the gene PARS2, whose product is annotated as prolyl-tRNA synthetase 2, mitochondrial. The transcript has 2 exons. Gene Ontology annotation, biological process: prolyl-tRNA aminoacylation. The record is from RefSeq and is a predicted model, not a curated record. NCBI's taxonomy places the organism in Eukaryota, Metazoa, Chordata, Ceratodontiformes, Protopteridae. Gene Ontology annotation, cellular component: cytoplasm; mitochondrion. Gene Ontology annotation, molecular function: proline-tRNA ligase activity; ATP binding. The coding region runs from base 134 to 1576 and encodes 480 amino acids.
CACAUUUGCCGAUUUAAACUAAAGUUCCAAUAGUUUCCUGUUGUAGGUGUUUUGGAUUUCUAACUACUCCACUGGCCUUUUGUGUAUAUCGUGGGAUACCUCUUAAUCCUCAGGAAAGAAAGUUCGUUUUAGUAUGUUUUGGAGGACUGGCUACUUGAAAAUAAUGGAAGGUUUACUUAAAAAAUGUUUGAUAGGCAGCCAUUUACAACCCUGUCGAUUUCAUCAUUAUGACCAGUCAAACCGCCUUUUAAUCUCUCGCCUCUUUCAGCCCAUGAAUCUCAGAGAAGACAGAGUGAUUGGACUGGAAGGAAGAUCAGCAGACAUGACCUGCAAAAGCCAAAGGCUGAUGUUGCAAUUGGGUCUCAUUCACCCUGCUAGUCCAGGCUGCUAUCAUUAUUUACCUUACACAGUUCGAGCAAUGGAGAAACUUGUUAAAGUAAUAGAUGAGGAAAUGCAGACCAUAGGUGGCCAAAAGAUAAAUAUGCCUUGUUUAAGCCUGGGAGACUUGUGGAAAACAAGCAAUAGAUGGGAUAUGAUGGGCAAAGAACUCUUCCGACUGAAAGACAGACACAAUGUAGAAUAUUGUUUGGGACCAACUCAUGAAGAAGCCAUUACAGACUUGAUAGCAUCCCAAGGUAAGAUUUCCUAUAAGCAGUUACCAUUAUUAAUGUAUCAGAUAACAAGAAAAUUUAGGGAUGAAGCUAAACCUCGCUUUGGGUUGCUUCGGGGUAGAGAAUUUUACAUGAAAGAUAUGUACACGUUUGAUGUUAAUGAGGAGGCUGCUCAAAAGACAUACAAUACUGUUUGCAGUGCCUACAGUAGUCUGUUUGGGAAAUUAGGACUGGAAUUUGUUAAGGUGGAAGCUGAUACAGGCAGUAUAGGUGGGACAAUGUCACAUGAGUUUCAUCUUCCUGCACAAAUUGGAGAGGACAGACUGUUGAUUUGUCCAGGCUGCAGUUUUGCAGCAAAUUUGGAGACAAUGAAAGUGAAUGAGACCAAUUGCCUAGAUGGGACAAGCUGCCCAAAGUGCAGUGAAAAAAUGACUGAGGCCAAAGGCAUUGAAGUGGGGCAUACAUUUUACCUGGGGACCAAAUAUUCGUACAUUUUUAGUGCAUCGUACAACAAUGCUCAUAAUAAACCUGUUGUAGCAGAAAUGGGUUGUUUUGGACUUGGUGUCUCGAGAAUUUUAGCAGCUUCUAUUGAAGUACUCUCCACUGAAGACAGCAUUCGUUGGCCAAGACGUAUUGCACCUUAUCAGGUCUGCAUUAUCCCACCUAAGAAAAGUAGCAAGGAAGAAGCAGCAAUUAACUUUGCAGAGGAUCUUUAUGACACUAUUACAGAAACUCUGACUCCUCUGAAAGGAGAAGUACUUUUGGAUGAUAGAAGCCACUUGACAAUUGGCAAACGGUUCAAAGAUGCCGAUAAAUUAGGUUAUCCAUAUGUUAUAGUUGCUGGAAAGAAAUUGUUAGAGGAUCCACAUCAUUUUGAAAUGUGGUGUCAGAACACAGGAGAGACAUUAUUCCUGCCCAAAGAAGGUAUCAUAGAAUUUCUUAGUAAAACUUCGACUGUUCUGUAAUCUACAUUCAGAAAGCUGAAAUGAAGGCAUCCUCAGCUGUGAAGGAUUUUCCUUACAGUGACUUUAUUGAAAAUGUUGGCUUUUAUUUCACACUGUCCAUUAACUGUCCUUUAAAACAUGAUGGUGGUUUGUUUUUGAGAGGAUACCCUGUGAUUCUUUGCGUAUCAUGCAUUUUGAUCUGAAUGAGGAAAGCCUGCCAUGCUUAUCCAGUGACAUGGUGGGCUGUGGUGCUAGCAUUUUAUUGUUGUGUGGUGUGCAUUUCAGGAUGGCGUUGAUAGGCCAUGACUUUGUCACACACAUUGCUAUGAUAUAAAAGCUGGUAGUACUACAGUCCAUUUAAUAAGUUUUAAAGGAGGUAUUACUGUGAAGAAGGUCAUUAGUGUACAGUUUUAUGCAUUAUGAUUGUAAUCCACAGUGUUGUGGUGGAAAUAUGAUAAGCAAGUUAUAGAAGGCUGUCUAAUGUAAAUGCCACUAUUGAUCUUCGUCACAGGUCACCUGCACACUGAUAAACCUGUAUCAUAUAAGUGAAAUUGUAUGGCAACGUUAACCUUGGUGAUCUUCUGAUGAAGCUGGUACCUGACAUGGGCACAUGGUCUUUAAGUCACACAUGAAACAUUUUUAGCAAAGAUUUUUAAAUCUAUAUGUUUUUCUGCUAAUUGUAAUAUGUAUUGCACAUUUCCCUUUGGGGUGACAAAACACUGAAUUAAUGCAUUUGUAUUAUGUUUUUGUGUAGUCUGUAACUGUAGUGUAUUAAUUGUAAUUAUGUUGUUAGACCACUGUACAGCUGUAACAAAAGUGAUGUUUGAAUGCCUUUCCAGUGGUAAAAGAAUAUCAUUGUUAUACGGCUUAACCUAGUAAAGAAGAGGGUACUGUGCCAGUAUGCAUCAUAUUGCCCUUAUAACAUAGGGAAUUUAUCAGUAGCUCACUCAUAGGUUUGUAAAUGGUUAUUAGGCUUAUGAUCCUAGAGGAACUAUUUAUGCCCAGCCAUGCUUCCCAAGAUGUGAAUCAAGCCCUGUACCUUAUGCCUGUUUGGUAAAUACCUUAACAAUUAUGCCAGCCCAACCCCUUUUUUUUUUGUAUUUAACUGUGGCAGAGUACUGACCUCAGUGGACAUUUUCCUGACUCAGUCCAGGAACUCUGUGUCACUCUCAACAAGUCACUUAUACAGACAGGCAGUUGAGGCUGAGGGAAUCAAACCCUGGACUACUGGACCACAAGAAGCAACUCGUUAAUAGCCCCUUAAUCCUGUAUGCCAACUGACAUUAAGUUCUCUAACAACACCCUGAGUCUAGGGUCUACUCCUGACCUCUGGUCAUCAUUUUAAUGGAGCUUGCAUAUUUUUCUGAUAUCUUCUUUUCUGAUGUCUUUGCGAGUUUUCACAAGCUCCUUUGUUUUACUGCCUCCCAGAAACUCACUAGUUGAUUGGUUGUCUGGUCUUAAUUGUCCAUAAUCACUGCAUUUUCUUCUGACAGUGUGCCAUGGAUUUUGUCUGUAAAGGAACCAUGAAGGCUCAUGUCAAUUAUCCUGUUGAAAGAUCCGAAGGUAAUUAGCACUAAAUGGUGUGUAUCUAAUUGCCGCCCUGCAUUAGAUUAAGGAUUAACUAUAUAUAGUCUGUCAUUUAAAAAAAAAAAAAAAAAAAGUCAGUAUAUAUCCUCUACCAGGAGUGUGAUGAUAUGUAGUUGAAAUCUGUGGUACUGUAUCUGAAAGAAUCAUCCACAAAGAAGUUUUCUUUUGAACCAAAACCAAACAAUAAAUGACAACACCUGCAAUGUAUAUAUGCAUGGCUAUUGAUAAAUGUCAUAGUAGAAUUGAGGUAGGUGUGUCUUGUGAAUAAAAUUGUUUAUUUCUUGUA